This is a messenger RNA of Dentiscutata erythropus, 873 nucleotides long. The record is from the annotation of a GenBank genome assembly. NCBI's taxonomy places the organism in Eukaryota, Fungi, Glomeromycota, Glomeromycetes, Diversisporales, Gigasporaceae.
AUGGGGACUUGUAUCAGUAAAAUAAGGCUGAAUAAACCUCUUUCUAAACCUGAAGAAAUUAUGUCAACGCCUAAUAAUCCAACAAAUACCUCCAACCACUUUCGUUUUUCUUCGGGUAGAAGAUAUCAUAACGUAGGAAAUGCUGUAUAUUUCAUGCCCAACGAUGACGAUGAAUGCGAUAGAUUGCAUUUACAGCAUAUUAUGGAAAGAUUUAUUUGGCAAAGUGCUGGUUCUUGGUCGCUCGAAAUGGCAGCCAACUAUCCUAAAUCUAAAUUUAUCGGAAUUGAUAUUUCUCCAGUUCAGUCUGAAGAAAAUAAGCCUCCUAAUGUUGAAUUUAUUAAGGCAAACGUAUUAGAGCGUUUACCUUUUGAUGAUAAUACUUUUGAUUUUAUAUUUCAGCGAUUUUUGACCGGCGGAAUUCCCACAGAUAAAUGGCCAUCAGUAAUUAAUGAGCUGGUUCGCAUAUUAAAGCCCGGUGGUUACUUGGAGCUAGCAGAAAAUGAUAUUUAUUAUACCUCUAUGGGUCCUGCUUCAGAAAAGCUUAUUGAAAGCUUAUCAAUUCUACUUCAUGAACGUGGCUUAGAUCCAACUGCAUGUUAUAAAAUACAAAAAUAUUUAGAAGAAAAUGACCAACUUCAUAAUGUUAAUUACGAAGAAAAGAAAUGUAUAGAAGGUCAAGAUGCCAUCAGAGUGUACAAAUUGCUCGGUGAAGAUUAUUCUACUGCUAUGGCAAAUAUGAAAUCUGUGCUAAUACAUACAGUUAAAGUUUCUAAUGAUGAAUAUGACCGGUUAGUUAAUGAGUUUGAAAAAGAAACAAUAGAAUUAGAAUCUUUUCCUCCGCACAUACGUGUUCAUGCUCAAAAAAAAUUUUGA